GUUUUUGAACAGGCAGAUGAAAAGUUGUUUUCAAGCGAAAGCGUCAUUUUAUUGUGAAAAUCAUAAAAUUAAUUCCAAUAAUUAAUCCUUGUCAUUCACAUUUCCAACGGUGACGACAUCGCUAUUUUUAUACACCAAAACAAAUUUCGCAAGUGGACGCAAACAUGUCGGAACUAUCCUAUCUGGAGAUGCUUACAAACAGGGAGCUGCAUGUGAAAUGCCUGGAAUAUGGUCUGCCCAAUAUACCAGUAACUGACUCGAGUCGCCGGGUUAUUUUGCGUCGCUUGCACGCUGCAAUUUCAGGCGUUCCAUUGAACAAAAAAAAAAGUGCAGCUGCAACAAAGAAGGCACCUAAACAUGUUGAGCCCACAAUAGUACAGAACAGUAAGCCGACACCAUCUGCUGAGGCAAGCAAGAAGAGGAAUACAAUUGCAGCAGCUAAAACUCCAAGCUACAACAACAGCAACUAUAAUAAUAACAACAACAACAGUCGUCGCACAAUUGCUGAUACGCCCAGCGAAUACUAUCCCCUGGAUAACGCGUCGAUGCGCUCCAUUGAAACAACAACAACUGUUUCGGAUGUGGGCUCACAGUCAGAGGAUGAUGAUUACCAUCAGUACAGUAAAGGGUACAGUACGGCCAGCGUCAAACGUGAUGAUCCGCGUCUGCGUCGCUCGGUUUCGUUGACCAAAUCCGGUGUGGUGACUACUUCUUAUGUGCGCGAAGUGCAGCAGCCGCAUCAGCCACAAUAUGAGGAAGAGGAGGAGGAAGUAGAUCUACCCCAAAGUUAUACAUAUCAUCGGCCACAGGUGGCAUCGCCGUCAAUGCAGACGCUGCCCGUGUAUCAGCCACAUAUUGAACGCUCCUAUGCCCCAGGCUUGUCAAGGCAAAGUCUGACCCAAACACAGCUGAACUCAACCAGCUAUUCCAACGCCAUCAAUGAGCAACCGGCACAUGAGUCGCCACGCAACACGUACAGCGGCUCAGCGGCGCCAUUUCAUUUUAAUGCUGCACCCACAUUCGCGAUGAGACAGCGCCAGACCGUUGGAGACAGCGGAGUGGCCAGAGGACGCCUUCUACAGCCCACUUACCAAGUGAACACACUAUAUCCACAGCUCAAUGAUUUCUAUGAUCAGCCCGACAGUAGACCACAGCCAAUGGACGUGGACACGGACAGCGAAUCGGAGCAGGAGAUUCAUACCCAUCAGCGUCGAUCGCCAGGCGGCAACACCAUUGAAUCCCCGUAUGUGAGCCAAUUUUCGCGUCAGCUGGAUGCACGCAAGCGUUCAUCACCCCUGGCCAGACCACAAAUCCGUUCCCAUAUUAAGCAAAGCGAUCCAAAUGGUCCAAUGCAGCAAUUUCGAGAACUCAUGAGAAGACUGGAUCAGCAAUAUCAUCUGAAGUUUUACUUCUAUCUCACAUUGUGCGUUUUGUUUGCCACAUUUGUGUACGUGAUUGUCACACCCUAAAGCCGUUGAGAAAUCUUUUCACUUGGUUAUGGCUUAAAACAAUGUAUAAUAUCUAAAAUCUGUACUAAUCAUAUAUACAGAUCAUUUAUAGUUAAAUCUCUCCUAAGCGGCAAAUCUGUUUUCGAUUUAUUUAAAUCGUGUUUAGGUGAUGGACGCAAUAGAUCAGGGAUCAUAACACUCAAAAUAUCUAUUUCGGUUUGAUUUUCGCAAAUCGGAAUGCCUUUCUCGGACUUUAAAUAUACUAAUUAUAACCUAUUAGUAAUUGUUGCAUUUUAAAUGUUGAAUAAAAAUCUGGUGACAACCAA
Molecule: messenger RNA, 1774 nt
Organism: Drosophila grimshawi
Lineage: Eukaryota; Metazoa; Arthropoda; Insecta; Diptera; Drosophilidae
Product: LEM domain-containing protein Bocksbeutel
Exons: 2
Coding region: 165-1469 (434 amino acids)
Source: RefSeq, a predicted model, not a curated record